AUGGACGAAAAUGAGGAAGUCAGCCUCGAGGAGCGUCUGAAAUCGGCCCUUUGGCUGGCUAUUGGCAAGAUUGUAGAUGAGGAGACAAUCAAACUUGGUGUCAAUGCCACUCCUCAAUUCAUAGGUGCCUUGACCGAGAUGGUGUGGGCUCAGAUUGAAACUGUUAGCGAAGAUUUGGAAUCUUUUGCAAAGCAUGCAGGCCGCUCGACAGUUAAUGUCUCUGAUGUGAUGUUGCUUGCGCGCCGCAACGAAGGACUGGAGUCGAUUCUGCGAGCCUUCAUUGACCAGCAGCGAGAGAAUGAGGCCUGA
Aspergillus clavatus NRRL 1 is the source of this 309-nucleotide messenger RNA. RefSeq names its product CENP-S family protein. The coding region runs from base 1 to 309 and encodes 102 amino acids. Gene Ontology annotation, molecular function: chromatin binding; protein heterodimerization activity. The transcript is spliced from 4 exons. Gene Ontology annotation, cellular component: FANCM-MHF complex; Fanconi anaemia nuclear complex. Lineage: Eukaryota; Fungi; Ascomycota; Eurotiomycetes; Eurotiales; Aspergillaceae. The record is from RefSeq and is a predicted model, not a curated record. Gene Ontology annotation, biological process: resolution of meiotic recombination intermediates; replication fork processing.